AUGAUCUCGUCGUUUGCCAGUGUAUUUCCAUGGGAAACAUGCGAUAACUACUGGAACGACCACACGUGUGUUACGGGAAAAGAGAGCCCAGCCGCGUUAGCGAAACUCUCGCGAAAUCUCACCAGUAUGGGAAUGAUGACGCAAACGUCCGUGGAACAAUUCUGGGAAAACCGUGUACUACAGCAGACGUCGUCGAUCGAAAACUUUGGAGGCAUACAGUGGGAGCUGCUGGCGAUUAUGUUCCUCGCUUGGGUUAUUGUAUAUUUUGCCCUAUGGAAAGGAAUCACGCAAGCCAGAAAGUUCGUCUACUUUUGCGCACUAUUUCCGUACUUCCUUCUCAUCGUUCUACUCAUACGUGGACUAACGCUCGAAGGUGCUGGUAAAGGAAUAUACUAUUACCUCGCGCCAAAUCUCACCCGCUUAACAGACACCACAGUGUGGAAGGAUGCCGGAACACAGGUGUUCUACUCGUAUGGCGUUGGCUUCGGUGCGCUGAUUGCCCUUGGAUCUCACAAUAAAUUCAACCACAAUUGCUUCAGGGACGCAUUUAUAAUGUGCGUCAUCAAUGGCUGUACAUCGAUUCUGGCUGGUUUCGUUGUGUUCUCCAUUCUUGGCUACAUGUCCGUCAUCGCCCAGAAGGACAUCGCAGACAUCGUGAAGCCAGGAGUCGGAUUGGCUUUUCUCGCGUAUCCAGAAGUGGCCAGUAAUUUACCAGCUAAACAAGUCUGGUCAUGCCUUUUCUUCCUCAUGAUCACCAUUCUCGGAUUGGACAGCCAGGUGUGUAUGAUGGAAGGUCUGUUUACCGCACUUGAGGACGCGUUCCCGUUCAUACUCCGACGGCACAAAAAAGUCUCACUUGCUGUGACCUGUCUGAUAUUUUUCAUCAUCGGAAUCCCUAUGGUGACAAAUGCUGGAGCUUAUUGGCUACAAUUACUCGACACUUAUGGUGCUAGCGGUUAUGCGCUGUUAUUUGUCGUAUUCUUCGAAGUAAUUGGAUUGUCAUGGGGUUUUGGUGCUGAAAGAAUACGAGCCGCUCUUAAGGAAAUGGUUGGUAUAAAACUCAGCUAUCCUUGGAUAAUAAUAUGGAAAUAUGCCGCACCUGCUACAAGUGCGAUACUGUUCUUCUUCUGCGUCAUUUAUUACCGUCCUCUCAAGUAUCCGACCGGUGAAGAUUAUCCCUUAUGGGCAAACGUCUUUGGAUUCUUCUUGUCAUCUUGUUCCAUGAUAGUCAUACCUGGCUAUGCCGUCUACUACUUGUUGUUCACAAAUAAGCACUUAACUAUUAAAGAGGUUUGUUUGGGUUUUAUG
Molecule: messenger RNA, 1308 nt
Organism: Ostertagia ostertagi
Lineage: Eukaryota; Metazoa; Nematoda; Chromadorea; Rhabditida; Trichostrongylidae
Source: the annotation of a GenBank genome assembly